AUGUCCCUCUCCCGUGUCGAAAAUCAUUGUUUUCUGCUGUUCCUCUUCGUCUUCCAAGCGAUCUUUAUCCUGAUUCUCUACCGCGGCGGACCUUCGAACGUGUUUCGUGGGUUUUUAGACUCGCCCCAGGCUCUGGAUUACUCGAAACCGCACGAUGUGUACACGAACCUCAGCUUGUUUACCCGCGCCCCCAGUGAGGACACUAUGCCCUACUGCCCAGCGCAGUCGCCCAUCCUGGUUGGUCCUUUAGCCAUCACCUUCAGAGUGCUCCCAAGUGAAAGGAUGAUCAUCAGAAAAAAUCCUUUUGUUCAGGUUGGUGGCCACUACAGGCCACCUCACUGCUUUGCCCGCUACAAAUCUGCCAUCCUUGUAGCCUACAGGAACCAGGAGAAGUACCUUCACCAUCUUCUCUACUAUCUUCAUCCUUUCCUGCAGCGCCAGCAGCUCAGUUACACUAUCUAUUUGAUUCAGCAGGUGGGGAGAGGUUCAUUUAACCGAGCAAAGCUGCUUAAUGUUGGUGUCCGGGAGGCCCUGAAGGAUGAAGACUGGGACUGCCUUAUCCUGCAUGAUGUCGACCUACUACCUGAGAAUGAUUAUAACCUCUACAUUUGUGAUGAGUACUAUCCCAAGCACAUGGCUAGUGCCAUGGAUAAGUUUCAGUACACUUUGCCGUACAAGUCCUUCUUUGGGGGCGUAUCUGCUCUGACUCCAGAACAUUAUAUGAAGAUGAAUGGCUUUCCAAACACAUACUGGGGCAGUGGUGGUGAAAAUGAUGACAUUGCUACAAGGAUUCAGUUAGCAGGAAAAAAAAAAAGUCCAGACCUCACCUUGGACGCUACAAAGUGAUGAACUACAAGGAAGAGAGAGAGACACAAGAGCCU
Acanthisitta chloris (rifleman) is the source of this 881-nucleotide messenger RNA. It is a transcript of the gene B4GALT3, whose product is annotated as UDP-Gal:betaGlcNAc beta 1,4- galactosyltransferase, polypeptide 3. The record is from RefSeq and is a predicted model, not a curated record. Lineage: Eukaryota; Metazoa; Chordata; Aves; Passeriformes; Acanthisittidae. Gene Ontology annotation, molecular function: glycosyltransferase activity. The coding region runs from base 1 to 846 and encodes 281 amino acids. Gene Ontology annotation, biological process: carbohydrate metabolic process. The transcript is spliced from 5 exons.